This is a messenger RNA of Venustampulla echinocandica, 1185 nucleotides long. RefSeq lists its product as uncharacterized. The record is from RefSeq and is a predicted model, not a curated record. NCBI's taxonomy places the organism in Eukaryota, Fungi, Ascomycota, Leotiomycetes, Helotiales, Pleuroascaceae. The transcript has 4 exons. The coding region runs from base 1 to 1185 and encodes 394 amino acids.
AUGGCUCCCCCCAGCGCAGGUUGGACAUCCUACGACGGUUGGGAUUACAACGGCAUGAAAGAACGUCUUGAGAGCUUCAUGAGAAUCGUCAACAAGCUCCUUCUCGUGGAGCACGCCCAACUCAUCACGAGUCAGUCGGUCUCAAUCAGUGAGCCCUUCUCUGCUGGUCAAUUCUGGUACUGUUUCGAACUGCUGGCAGCCGACGGCCGCCUUAUUAUUGCCCGUUGCGAAGUUGAGACAAUGAAAUUCCUCGCCGAGAAUGCUACGAUCUCGUCCCCUAAGCUAUAUGCCUAUGAAGGCCUAGGCUCGCAAAGGGCAGCAGAUGUUGGCGCGGCCUAUAUGCUUAUUGAAGGGUUUUACGGCAACACGCUACAAGAUGUGCAAUACAAGAUCUACGAGCUUCCAAUCUCAAAGCAGGAACACAUCAUCACACAGUGGACUUCUAUCCAGGCUGAGCUGGCGUCCUUUACAUUUCCCCAAAUUGGCUCCAUCGCCCAUUUCUCAAAAGAUAAGGGUGCCAUGAUCGGCAAACUUUCUACAGCUGUAGCAGAUAGCCUCCCAGCUGAUGGCCCUUUUGCCGACAUAUGGGACUAUUUCGCCGCUAUCGCUGAGGUUAAAUUUCGUCAGGCCUGCAAAAACGAUACCACUGAUGACAGCAGCAACAAUUUUGCCAAACUAGGUCCGUUUAUCUUCAAAGAUAUCUGCCCGUUCCACUUCAACCAUAUGGACAUGGGAAUGCAAAAUAUCCUCGUCGACCAGGACUUUAAUUUCUUCGCCAUAAUCGACUGGGAAUUUGCUCAGACUGCCCCUUGGGAGGUUAACCACUACCCAAUGCCCUUUCCGCUCAUUUCUCCAGAUGCAGAGACGGAAUGUAUUCUACACGACCCGGACCACAUAGCACACCACAAUGUAUCCCGCCAAGUUGCAGCACGAAGCUUGUACCGCCAGAAGUUUCGAGACGCAGAACAGGCACUUGACAGUAGAGGACGAUCCUUACGAAAGUCAAUCGCCGAUACACUGGACGGCCCUGCGUCGAGAAUAUACGCCAUACUCGGAAAGCCCGACGUUUUCGAUGGCAUGGAAGAAGAGCUUACGUAUGAAAUGGUGAGAUUAGCCUACGGAUUCGAUGAUGAAGAAGUGAAGGAGUAUCUCCAUAAGAUGGAUGCUAAAAUGAUGGGACAAUGA